Molecule: messenger RNA, 4212 nt
Organism: Phaeodactylum tricornutum CCAP 1055/1
Lineage: Eukaryota; Bacillariophyta; Bacillariophyceae; Surirellales; Neidiaceae
Exons: 2
Coding region: 1-4212 (1403 amino acids)
Biological process (GO): positive regulation of protein targeting to membrane; intracellular protein transmembrane transport; positive regulation of vesicle fusion
Cellular component (GO): plasma membrane
Molecular function (GO): calcium-dependent phospholipid binding; calcium ion binding
Source: RefSeq, a predicted model, not a curated record
AUGCCUUCGACGGUCAAAGUGCGAGUCAAAGGGGCACGUAAUCUACCCUUGCCGGACCAUGCGCGAGGCAAUGGAGCCGCCGCGGUCAGUGCGAACUCCUCGUCGCCUGCCGCUACCGCUGGGACAUUCACUCAAACUUCCGCGAGCGUCUUUUCGGCCUCCUAUCGUGAUUCCUACGUGAUUGUCUCGCUGGGCGGACAUGCGCAUUCGAUUGCUUCGAGCAUGGAAGAAGAGGCGACCAAAAUGGCCUUCAACACAACGGCGGGGUACGUCGCCAAGACCAAAAUAUGUCGGAAAAGUCUGUCACCAGUCUGGGAAGAAGAAUUCCGCUUUGAUGUUUCCGAUGAUACUUUGCUGCAGGAUGAGCCCCUUAUUUUCAAAGUUUGCGACUUUUCCGAUGUAGGCAAAGACGAAGGCAUCGGUCUGGUGUAUGUCGAUUUGAAUCCACUGCUUACAACCGAAUCGUCCGAUACAGAAGAUCCGGAAGGGGGUAGUGCCAUUGAAGGAUGGUUUCCUUUGUACGAUACCCUAUCAGGAGUGCGAGGCGAGCUGCUUGUCUCCGUAAAAUUGAAUUUUAUUGGCGAUGUCAACCCGUUCCGGGACUCGUCGGCAGGGGUCCGCCUACUUCCUUUUUCAACGAUUGAUCCCGCCUCCGGCUAUACCGUUACCCACAUGUUUGGCUUCGUCGAAGAGUUGGUGGUCGCAGAUGACCCAGAAUUUGAAUGGAAUCAAGUUCUUUCGCGGGCUCGUGGCGUCACUCACGAAACCCGACAAACACUACUCUACUUGUUGGACGCCAGCGUACGUCGUCGCAUGUGCAAAACUGUCUUGGAAAUGGGUGGCAACGCUGUGUUGGGAUAUCACCAAAAUUUUGACGUGGAAGGUGAUCCCGGUAUCGUUGCUCGGACUUACGGCACCUGUGUCUUGUUGGAACGCAUUCACGUCCAUACUUCCAAAAGAACAUUAAACGAAGAUCAGGAUAAUUUGACAGUUUUAGACCGCAUUCUCGACCCAUCGAGUAGCGGGAUAACUCAAGACAUUUCCCAGUCCUUGCGUGAUCGCGGAUCUUCCCGCUUCUUUUUAUCGGAAUCAGCGGCAGUUGCUCGUCAUCGCGACAACGUUGACGAAAAGGACGACGUACAGCUCUUGACUGUCAGAGAUUUUGAGCCAGCAGUCCGCGUACGAUUUGGAGGGCUUGUGACAGCGCGGUCAGUCAAGUAUUUAGGGAACUUGGCCUCAAAACUUUCCGAUCAAGAAACGCGUGACUCAUGGUGGACGGAACUGCGUGAUGAAAUUCGCUCCCACGCAAAGAUCCUGUGUUGCAGUCACGUGAUUGGGUAUCUUGAAGCUUCCACCAUUCACGACGAUGUCGCAAUCCUUAGCAUCACAGGUACGGCAGCUACGGUACGAGGACUACCCGACUUGACUUCGCCUCGGCGGCUUUUCAAUACGUGGAACACAGACACCAUGAGUAUCCACAAUGCUCAUUCUGAUUCAGAACAGGCCGAUGGAAUGUCGGAUGCUGUGACGGAGCCCCGUGGAUCGGCACGUCGAGUAGAGAGAUUACACCGUAGAGUUAAAAAAUCCGGCUUGAGUGCAAGAAGUGUAAAUCAAAACGCGAUCGAAGGAGGCUCUUCGUCAAAAUUGGGAGCGCAGGGAGCUAUUCCUCUGUCGUCACACCGUGAUAUUUGCAAAGGUACCGAUGCAAAUAAAAUCGAAGUUUUCCGACCUCGGCGAGCGAAGCCAUGCUCCGCGGUCCAUGUACCAUACUCGCACCGCCACGCUCCUUUUGCCAAUCUAAAGCUCGUUCCUUGCUUAAUUUGCGGAAAGAAGUGGGUUCCGGAAGUUUUGCUGUCCACCACAGAGCCGCCAGAUCGAUUGCCAAUAAGAGGAACCGGAGUGUUUGUUCAGGCUCGAGUUUGUCGGUCCCGUCCAAAAGCUGUGGGCGAAACAGAUGCUCUUGCCGUCAGUGAAGCUUUGCCAUUUUUGGAGUAUGACUUGGCUCGUCAGCUUAUGUUGAAGCUCAAGGUACUUGGGAGGAAUGCAGCGUUUGGAUUGAAGACUGAGGUCGACGUUGGAAGGCAGCUUAUCGUCUCAACCGCAACAGCCACAGCCGUUUACUGCACCGCCAUGCCAGCUCCCCGUGUGCUGGAGAUCACAAGAACAAUUGCCGUUGAAGACGAAGAAGACUAUCAAAUUGUCAAGCUACAAAAGCAAAUAGAAGUGAUAUCCAACAAGAAUAGACAGCGCCUUUCCGAAGCGGCUCAGCGACACGCCUAUCGAGUUCGCAAACGGCAUACCCGAAAGAUCAAAGCCAUGCAAAAGAGACGCGCGGCGAAACAAGAGGUAGCCCAAAGAAAGAAGGAUAGUGCUAAGAGGGAGCGACCGAGAAGCAGCAGUAAAGAGAAGAUACCAGAGGGGCUGACUUCUCCUUUUUACGCAGGUUCACAACGCAACAGUUCUGGCGAUAACCCGAACACAGUAGACUCCAAAGACGAAUUCCAAGAUGGUUCUUUGUCGAGCCUGGGUUCAGAUAGUACAUCGUCGUCUAGCUCGUCAUCAAGUAGCUCCAGUGAAAGUGAAGAUACGGGUCAAGAAGCCAAUGGAUCUGGUAGUGCAAACACUAGUCCUCAACAUUCGCAAGGCGUCGGCUCGACAAACAACUUGUCACGUGCUGAUUGUAGUGACGGUGAACAGUCGGGGUUGGAAGACAUGGACUACGAUUCAGACUACCGGUCAGGUCAAGAGCAUGGUGGAAGGGGAGACAAUAAGUCAAUAGCUUCCCGUGUCUCAGAGCUCGACGAACUGGAGGACGAGCUAUUGCAAGAUGGAAAGGCCACAUCAAAGGACAUUGACGGUAACGGCAUUCGGAGGCGACGACGCAGACGAAUGUAUCGCGAUGACAAGAUGCCGUUUGUUCUUGAAAUUGACGACGAGACAGACGAAGACUUCUUAAGCGUUCUGCUCGACAAACAGCUACCAGAAGGAAUUCGCCUUUGUACGACAGCACAUAUACCAGACUUCGGGACGGGUAUUGGAGGUGUGGAAACAGAAGACUUCAAUGGGCAAAUGGUCAUGUCUAUGUUGCGUUUCAAAUGGAAUCCAAAUAGCCGGGGGACGAGAAGUAAUCUGCUCUUUUCAAGCUUGUUUCAGGAGUUGUUUGCUAAGCUCUGCGAUCGAAUCAAGGAUUUCGCUCCUGCAGUAAUAUGCGGUGUACGGACACAAGUUAACUUGACACCGGAUGAUCAAGUGGAGCUGGUGUGCUUUGGUAAAGUCGUUUUGGAAAGACGGUUGGAUGCGACGCAAGUUGACGAGCUUACCGUUGGAAGCGCUGGUUCUGACAACACGAAAGCCGAUGAGUUGGAAAUACGACGUAGGGAAGACGCGGAGAUGCGUUCUAUUCAAAGCGAUAUCGAAGCAAGUAUUUCGACGAUCUUUAAAACAGAUUUGAUCGGGCAGAAUCGAGCAACGGUCAUCGUCGACCAGUUGAGUGAUGAGAUGAAGCGUUAUCAUGCUGGGGUGCGGUGUUCGAGUCCUCUUCAGCUCGGUCGACUUAAAGCAUCGCCAACCUCCUCAGAUGCUGCUGCAAAGACCAUCCCUAUGCCUGUUCCGCAAUUAUCGCCACGGCUCUCCCCACGAAGAAUGUCGCCGAGACUCCACGGUUUGCAUAUUCGAAGUCGUACUGAAGGUGGACACCAGCCAUCGACUAUUAUGCUACCUGAGGUUCCUCUGAAAACUGGAAACUCGAACUACUCGAACAUGUUGUCGAUUCUUCCGCCACAAAGAAGCUUCACAACAAAUGCCUUUGGGGUGAAGGUGGAGGAAGUCCCUGUUGAGCUUUCUCCAUUGCAUUACGUUACUGGAGGAGCUGUGACCGAAUACCUAGGCUCAAUCGCCAUGCAUUUCAUUCGAGAGAGUCGUGGACUUGAGGCUGCCGAGUUUCAACGAUUCGUUACGGAAUGCAACGCUAUCGCUCGAGCCCACGUAGCCUCUCUCGGCGGUAACGCCAUGCUUGCGUAUCGCGCAGUCCCCGCAGAGUCCGGGGGCAAGGUUUACAAAUCACAAGUUUACAAUGUCAUCUCGCUUUCCGGAUGCGCUGUGAAAGUUGACUAUUCAAAGAAUCGCGAUGGGUCUUCUCUGCAACACGAGAAGCUUUCUGGAAAGUCCGACCCGGUCGAUCAGACCUGGAAAGAACGAUCUACUACAGUCUAA